AUGGAGCGUCCACCCUCUGCUACUACUUCUAAGAUGUCCGUCACAGGAAGACGAGAUUACGGCAUGAAGUUUAUUGCAGAUAUGGAUGACCUCGCUGGCAGCACUAUCAAUGUCGGUUCGCAUGGACAACCGCCUCUAAACGGAUCUCACGAAUCAGUCAAAACAUACGGAGGCACUCCGUAUUGGGAGAGGCACGCUGAAGUUACAAAUACUAGACACGAUGAAGAGAACGACGUCGAUGAAGGUUGUCAUCCGUUUUGGACGUCAUGGUGGGAUAUGAUUAGGGGGGUAGGAUUGAUUAUCGCUGGCAUGCUUAAAAUUCCCUUUACUAUUGGGCACGGUAUAGCAAAGGCGCUACAUUUCACCCCGACACUAUAUAACGACACUACUGUCCGGAAGUGGUUUCAGAUCACCGGUUUCCCAUCGGGAAUCGUUGCUGCCGUCCAGGCCUUUUUGUACGGGCUUCUCGAUGGUUGUACAGACUGGUUCGUGUUGCCUUACAAGUGCGCCAGAAAAGACGGAUUCCUCGGAUUUUUUAAAGGGUUCAUACAAGGACUUGGUAGUAUAGUAUUCAAGACGUCUGCCGGUGAGUUUAGUCUCAGCUACUUCUUAUCCCCUACAUUCGGGUCGUGA
Messenger RNA from Daldinia loculata, 633 nucleotides. RefSeq lists its product as uncharacterized. The transcript has 2 exons. The record is from RefSeq and is a predicted model, not a curated record. NCBI's taxonomy places the organism in Eukaryota, Fungi, Ascomycota, Sordariomycetes, Xylariales, Hypoxylaceae. The coding region runs from base 1 to 633 and encodes 210 amino acids.